Molecule: messenger RNA, 561 nt
Organism: Striga asiatica
Lineage: Eukaryota; Viridiplantae; Streptophyta; Magnoliopsida; Lamiales; Orobanchaceae
Source: the annotation of a GenBank genome assembly
AUGUCCAUGUCUUCCAACAGGCGGUGGUGCCCGACCUCUGAGCAAGUUAUGAUACUUGAGGAGCUUUACAGGCGGGGGCUUAGGACUCCCACUGCUCCGCAGAUACAGAGGAUCACAGCCCACCUAUCCGUCUACGGCCGGAUUCAGGGAAAGAACGUCUUCUAUUGGUUCCAGAAUCACAAGGCCCGUGACCGCCAAAAGCUGCGCAAGAGGCUCGCCGCUAACCCACACCUUUACACGUGCGCCGCACCUACACAUUAUCCCACCUUCUCCACCUACUACUAUCCCUACUCUCACUCUCCACAAUUUUUGUAUCUCCCCCCACCUUCUCCACCUCAGGCUGACCAGGAGGCCCCCGGUGGGUUGGCGAUGCAGAGUAACAAGACAGAUCAUCAUCAUAAAGAUUGGUUGCUCAGAUCGUGCGGUCAGGAUUUCAGUAUGAUGGUGGAGGUGGGGCCCAGCACGGCGUGCUGCACCACAAGGAGUGAGCCCCUCCAAACCCUACAACUCUUUCCCCUCAGAUCCCCCGCUGCUGCAGACAACCAAAACUCCUCGCCUUAA